GGCCGCCGGGGCUAUAAAUACCGGCGGCUCCGCCUCCCGCUGUCACUGCGGAGGAAGAGCCGAAGACAUCUCUGUUCACUGCGCUGCGCUUGUGUUAAUAAAAGAUCAUUAAAAUGGCGACCGUGAAGGACAAGCUGAUCGAGCACGUGAUGAAGGAGGAGCCGACUGGCCCCCAGAACAAGGUGACGGUGGUGGGCGUGGGCAUGGUGGGCAUGGCCUGUGCCAUCAGCGUCCUCAUGAAGGAGCUGGCCGACGAGUUGGCACUGGUGGACGUGAUUGAGGACAAGCUGAAGGGGGAGAUGAUGGACCUGCAGCAUGGGGGGCUCUUCCUCCGCACCCCCAAGAUUGUCGCUGAUAAAGAUUACAGCGUGACGGCCAACUCCAAAGUUGUGGUGGUGACUGCAGGUGCCAGGCAGCAGGAGGGAGAGAGCCGCCUCAACCUGGUGCAGCGCAACGUCAAUAUCUUCAAGUUCAUCAUCCCCAACAUUGUCAAGUACAGCCCCAACUGCAUUAUCCUUGUUGUCUCGAACCCUGUGGACAUCCUGACCUAUGUGGCCUGGAAGCUGAGCGGCUUCCCCCGCCACCGCGUGAUCGGCAGCGGCUGCAACCUGGACUCCGCCCGCUUCCGCUACCUGAUGGGCGAGCGGCUGAACCUGCACCCCUCCAGCUGCCACGGCUGGGUGAUCGGGGAGCACGGCGACUCCAGUGUGCCAGUAUGGAGUGGGGUGAACGUGGCUGGGGUGUCCCUGCAGACCCUGAACCCCACCUUGGGAACCGAUAAGGACCAGGAGAACUGGAAGGAAGUACACAAGCAGGUGGUGGACAGCGCCUAUGAAGUGAUCAAGCUGAAGGGAUACACCUCCUGGGCCAUCGGCAUGUCUGUGGCCGACCUGGUGGAGACCAUCAUGAAGAACUUGCGCAAGGUCCACCCUGUGUCCACUUUGGUCAAGGGAAUGCAUGGAAUUAAGGACGAAGUGUUCCUGAGCGUCCCCUGCGUGCUGGGCAACAGCGGGCUUUCAGACGUGGUGAAGAUGACCCUGAAGACGGAGGAGGAGGAUCAGCUGAGGAAGAGUGCUGACACCCUCUGGGGUGUCCAGAAGGAGCUGAAGCUUUAAAGGUUGCUGACCGGCGGAAGAGUACCAACACUGGUCACCCCCUCCCCACCCUACUACAAUCUUGACCGCUUCCCUUUGUGCAGCAGCCCCUCCGGCCGCUGGCCCUUGCAGCUCGAAGCCAGAGGUGGGCGGAAUGUGCUCCCAGCUCACAAGCCAAGGCCUGUGUAAAACUUGUGUGUGUCUCUCUGUCGUCCUUGCACUCCUGGUAGAUUAUUCGCAUCUGAAGAAAAGGAAACUGGCUUCUGGUGUAGGGGAUGGCUCUUGCUUUGGGUCUCUGUUUUUGUUUUACCUGACCAACAGAAUCAUUCCUUUCCGCCCUCCUCCUUCACGCAGAGACAAAUCCCAGACCGGAGCUGCUGUCUGGGUUUUGCCUCCCCACUAGCCACGUUGCUCCACACUCACUGACUGAAAACACAGCACCUGCCCUUUAAAGUAACUGGGCUUGAAAUUGGGUUGUUUCGUUAAGAAUAACCUGACUGUAACUAACACAAGGCCCCUCUGAAACUGGUGCUUUUUCUUGUCCAUCAGCAGACAAGUGCCACAAAAGAAAUAGAUGAAAUACGGGGUGCAACUGCUGGCAUGAAAAAAAUGGGGGUAAAAUUACUGCCCUUCUGGAACGACCAAGAUAGAUUUAUUUUUUAAUUAAAAAAAGAACUUUAACAGAGAACUAAAGGUAUUGAGCUACUGUGGUGCAUCCACAUAAGGAUGGAGAACCUCUGUUAGGAAUGGGAAUCUGGCUUUUGCGCUUGAUAGUGUCUGUGUAUUUAUCUAAGUAUUAUAUGUGCUGGGAGGUUUGUAUUGAUUUCUUCACAUUUCAGCCUUUGGUUACUGGUAUUUCACUCUGUGGUAGUGAAUGCCCCCCAUUUUGCAUCACAGUGUUGUCUAUAACAGGUCAUUCUGUAAAGGUGUAAAAAAAAAGACUGAAUUACAGGAUAAGGCAGCUGAGUGUUUCACUUGUAUUAUCUCCAACCACCAAAUAAACUUCCAGGACAAACAAUGGGUUAAA
Messenger RNA from Lepisosteus oculatus (spotted gar), 2121 nucleotides. It is a transcript of the gene ldha, whose product is annotated as lactate dehydrogenase A4. Lineage: Eukaryota; Metazoa; Chordata; Actinopteri; Semionotiformes; Lepisosteidae. Gene Ontology annotation, biological process: lactate metabolic process; pyruvate metabolic process. Gene Ontology annotation, molecular function: L-lactate dehydrogenase (NAD+) activity. Gene Ontology annotation, cellular component: cytoplasm. The record is from RefSeq and is a predicted model, not a curated record.